Molecule: messenger RNA, 6752 nt
Organism: Zeugodacus cucurbitae (melon fly)
Lineage: Eukaryota; Metazoa; Arthropoda; Insecta; Diptera; Tephritidae
Gene: ATP8A
Product: probable phospholipid-transporting ATPase IA
Exons: 14
Coding region: 520-4698 (1392 amino acids)
Biological process (GO): phospholipid translocation
Cellular component (GO): plasma membrane
Molecular function (GO): ATPase-coupled intramembrane lipid carrier activity; magnesium ion binding; ATP binding
Source: RefSeq, a predicted model, not a curated record
AGCCUUCUAGCACUACAUUUAGUAUAUAUGUGAUACUAUAAGUACUGCUAAAUGUUAGUAGGAAACCGUAAAUCGUGAAAUGUUAGCCAAAAAUAUAUGCUUUUUGGCAGCAGAAUUUACGAGCCAACAACAACUCGACAACAAAUGAAGUAAUGUGGAAAGUAGAAAGUGCAGAGACUACACUGACAAUGUGAAGAAAAUUGUGCGCUGAUUUUUAUUGCCUAACUUGUGCCAGAAUAAAUAUAUAAUACUAGACAUAAAAUGUGCCUUCACUUGCUUUGCUGAUAUUAACACAAAACCAUAAAAGUAUUAAGAGAUAAAAAAAAUUAAAAAAAAAACUUCGAAAAAGUUUUAGUGUAAGCGAAUCUUUGAGGAGAAUCACAAAAAGUGCCUUUCUGAAAAAAAAAUAUUAAGAAGUGAGACAGUGAGACAGUAAAGCGCUUGAAACUACAGCAAUCCAAAUCGUUAUUUGACUACUUGAUACUCCACUGCUAAGAUCCCGUUAGACUGCAUUUCAAAAUGUCGCGCGAGGUUAGCUUUAGUCGCCAAUCCUUGGAGCUACGCAGUCAAGAAUCCUCAUUAUUACCCGCCAUCAGCGCUAAUGCCGGCGGUGAUGUGAGUGUCAGCAACGCAGACACAUUGGCUACCUCUAGCACUACCUCCGCCGCUGUCGUUGCUUCGACACCAGCCAGCAAUAAUCCGGCUUUGGGCGCCUCACAGCGUCGUCGCCAGCGCAAAGGCAUCACACAGCGUCAGGAUUCGUGGUUUCGGCAUUCAAUGCCACCAGCUUUGACACGCGAUUUCGAGUCCAUUGAGAAUUUGGCGCAGAACACCACGAAUGGUUUGGACGAACAGUUGGCCGCCUCGCUUUCUGGACGCUUUGGCGCAUCCACGUCGGCGUCACUGGCCGCUUCGACGGCGCACAGUGGCGGCAGUGGCAGUUUGACAGUGUGCGGCUUUGGCAUCGGCGGUCUUGGUGGUUACGGUGGCAGUGGACUGAGCGGCAAUGGUGGCGGCGGUGGUGGUGUUGUGGGUGGCAAUCGUUUCGGCGGCGGCAUCAAUCUCAAUAGUGCCAAUAGUAAUUUGGGUUUCAUCGAUUCGGAUGAAUCGAAUAUAAAUACACCGAUUACACCGCUCGCUUCACAUUCGGCGUCCAUUUACGGUGGUUUGCAGCAGCAGGGCUCGGUGUCGGCUGCCUCUGGUACGGUGUCAUCGUCGAAUGCAAUUGCUAAUGGUGGCAAUGGUGGUGGUGGUGGUGGCGGUGUUUGCCGUAGGCAUAGAUCGAAGCGACGCAAGGAUUCGCGGGCGUCGGUGUUGUCGAAGCAAAGCGGUAAUAGCGUAAGAAGUCGCGUUUCGGCGUUGGCCGCCAGAGCUGGCCUGCAUAUGACGGCGUCAUUCUUGCGCAAAAAGCGAAAGGAAUAUGAAGACGAUGAGGACCUCACUUCAACAGCGGCUGCGGCCGAUGAUACGGAUAGACGAAUAAUAUUUUUGAAUCGACCGCAAAUACAGAAGUUUUGCAACAAUCACAUAUCAACUGCGAAAUAUAGUUUUAUAAGCUUUUUACCAUCGUUCCUUUUUGAACAAUUUAGACGUUAUUCAAAUUGUUUUUUCCUAUUAAUUGCAUUAUUACAACAAAUUCCUGAUGUCUCACCGACGGGUCGCUAUACAACACUGGUACCGUUAAUAUUUAUUUUAUCCGUGAGCGGUAUUAAAGAGAUCGUCGAAGAUAUUAAACGUCAUCGUGCAGAUAAUGAAAUCAAUCAUCGUAUGGUGGAGGUGUUACGAGACGGCGCUUGGACUUCGGUGCGAUGGCGUGAUCUCGGUGUUGGGGAUAUUGUAAAAAUACCCAAUAAUAUAUUCUUUCCCGCUGAUAUACUGUUAUUGUCGUCGAGUGAACCACAAGCGAUGUGUUUCAUUGAAACAGCAAAUUUAGAUGGUGAAACCAAUCUGAAGAUCCGUCAGGGUGUGCCAGCAACGGCGAAAUGCCUGGAAACCAAAGAUCUGCUGCAGCUGGACGGCACCGUCGAAUGCGAGCUGCCAAAUCGACAUUUGUACGAAUUCAAUGGCGUACUCAAGGAGAAUAAUAAGCCCACCGUUGCUCUCGGUCCCGAUCAGAUAUUGCAACGCGGCGCCGUUUUACGCAACACCGCCUGGAUAUUCGGCGUUGUCGUCUACACCGGACACGAUACGAAACUUAUGAAAAACUCUACCUCAGCGCCAUUAAAACGCUCAACCGUCGACACUGUGACGAAUACACAGAUCUUAAUGUUAUUCGUUAUAUUGGUCGUUUUAUCGUUGACCAGUGCGAUAUUGAACUUUUUCUGGACGCGCGAUUAUGCGAAAAUCUUUUGGUAUUUGGGCAUAAGUGAGGACAUUAAAAGUAAAAACGUUGGCUAUAAUUUAUUGACAUUCUUUAUUCUCUACAAUAAUCUUAUACCGAUAUCCUUACAAGUGACUCUGGAGUUAGUACGUUUUCUACAGGCCAUCUUCAUAAAUUUCGAUAUACACAUGUACUAUGCCGAAACGGAUACGCCGGCAAUGGCACGCACCUCCAACCUCAACGAAGAGUUGGGUAUGGUGAAGUAUAUAUUUUCCGAUAAGACCGGCACGCUGACGCGCAAUGUUAUGGUGUUUAAGAAGUGCUCAGUGGCGCGUUAUAUGUACGAACCGGGUAAUACGCCCGAGGACUCGACUAUUGUGCAGAAUUUGCUUGGCAAUCACAACACCGCGCCCAUCAUCAAGGAAUUCCUCACAUUACUCGCCGUCUGUCACACUGUCAUACCGGAGAAGUUCGAUGACGGCUCGAUCAUCUAUCACGCCGCCAGUCCCGAUGAGCGCGCCAUCAUCGAAGGUGCACGCAUGUUCGGUUUCAUCUUCGAAUCACGUACACCACAUUAUGUAGAGAUCAAUGCGCUCGGUACUAUUGAACGCUAUGAAAUACUCAAUGUGCUCGAGUUUACGUCGACGCGCAAGCGCAUGUCGGUAAUUGUGCGGGCGCCCACCGGUGAGAUUAAACUCUAUUGUAAAGGUGCCGAUACAGUGAUCUAUGAACGUCUCUCACCUGAUGGCCAAAUGUAUCGUGAUGCCACGUUGCAUCAUUUGGAAGAGUUUGCUUCGGAGGGUUUACGUACCUUAUGCUGUGCCGUUUCGGUAAUACCCGAGGAUGUGUAUAACGAGUGGAAGGAGACGUAUCAUAAGGCGUCGACGGCAUUGCAGUAUCGUGAGCGUAAAGUGGAGGAUGCCUCCAAUUUGAUUGAGAACAAUCUGAUAUUAUUGGGUGCGACAGCUAUUGAGGAUAAGUUGCAAGAGGGUGUGCCAGAGACGAUAGCCUCACUGCUGGAGGCGGGCAUUUAUAUUUGGGUGCUAACUGGCGAUAAGCAGGAGACAGCGAUCAAUAUCGGCUACUCAUGCAAACUGAUUUCACACUCAAUGGAUAUUAUUAUACUCAAUGAGGGUAGUUUGGAUGCCACACGUGAUAUUAUACACCGCCAUGUGGACGAGCUGAAGAGCACUGACAUGAAAGAGUGCAAUGUAGCGCUUGUGAUCGAUGGCCAGACAUUGAAGUAUGCUUUAAGCUGUGAUCUGAAGCAGGAAUUUCUAGAACUCUGCUUGGUGUGUCGUGUGGUGAUCUGCUGUCGCGUCUCACCAAUGCAAAAGGCGGAGAUCGUCGAGUCCGUUACACAAGCCACCGGCGCCGUAACACUCGCUAUCGGUGAUGGCGCCAACGAUGUGGCUAUGAUACAGAAAUCCCACGUAGGUGUUGGUAUUUCGGGCGUUGAAGGGCUGCAGGCAGCUUGCGCCUCCGACUAUUCGAUAGCACAAUUUCGUUAUUUGAAACGUUUGUUGUUGGUGCAUGGCGCUUGGAAUUAUAGUCGCAUCACGAAAUUGAUACUCUACAGUUUCUAUAAGAAUGUAUGCUUGUAUGUGAUUGAAUUGUGGUUUGCCAUCUAUUCGGGUUGGUCGGGUCAGAUUUUAUUCGAACGUUGGACUAUCGGUUUAUAUAAUGUUAUGUUUACCGCUUUGCCACCAUUCGCUUUGGGGCUCUUCGAUAAAGUUUGUUCGGCAGAGACGAUGCUUAAAUAUCCGCAGUUGUAUAAACCAUCACAGGAUGCGAAACUCUUCAAUGUCAAAGUGUUUUGGGUGUGGAUAUUCAAUGCGCUUUCGCAUUCGGUAUCGCUCUUCUGGCUGCCGAUGCUGAUGACGACGAUGUCGGUGUGGCCCGAUGGCAAAACGAGUGAUUAUCUCUUUUUGGGCAAUAUUGUGUACACGUAUGUCGUCGUCACGGUUUGUCUGAAGGCCGGCCUUAUCACCAACUCAUGGACGUGGAUGACACACGCCUCAAUUUGGGGUUCAAUAGCUAUGUGGUUCUUGUUCAUGGUGAUCUACAGCAACUUCUGGCCCACCAUUAUGUUGGCGCCAAUCUUUUUAGGCAUGGAUCGCAUGGUGUUCUCAACUGUCGUUUUCUGGUUGGGUCUCUUGCUCAUACCCAUAACGACGCUUUUGCCCGAUAUUCUAUUCACAAUUGUGCACAAUACGGUAUUCAAAUCGCUAACGGAAGCCGUACGUGAAUCAGAGAUACGCCGUUAUGAUCCUGAAAAUGUGAUACGAGAGUCGAAAACAUCUACUAGCUAUCGAAACAUGCGCUUUCCUAAACAAUCUCGUCUUCAAUCUUUCCAAAGAAUGCAAGUUCGUGUAUAAUUGAAAAAACGCAAAGUGAUACAAAUGAAAUUAAAGGCAGAGAACUUGGUAAAAAAGAAAAACAGAAGUUAAUGAAAAAACAAAAGAAAAAGAAAAUCAAUUGUUGGAUUGGAGCCAUUGAAAAGAUAUUUUUCUGGUCACAUAUUGUUACACGGACCUUCCUUUAUAUCAAAGUUUAUUUUUAUUGCACUGAAAAUGUUUUUUACCAAAUUGUUUUGUAAAAUAUGCUAUGUAUUUAUCUUUCAUUUUAUAAUCUGUUUAAGAAAAAUGUAUGAUGUGGUUUUUUAUUGAAAGAAAUCUGAAGUUUAUGUUGUUUAUGAAACAAAGAAAAUGUGAAGAUUUGUAUGGAAAUAGAAGUCAGUUUUAAUUGUUGAUUAAGACGUAAUAGCGUUUCAGACAGCCAAAUUAAUUGAUCAAUUAAAAUUUUUAUUGAAAUACCCUUUUUUGUCUUUUAUACUGCCGGCUACUCGAUAAUCGAUCAGCUGUUAUAAAUUUUAGUUUUUGCUUUUCAUAAGAAGUUGGUAAGUUUCAGCAGCUGAUUAAUACUUUUAACAGCAGCAUCUACCGUAGCUUUUUUUUAUCAAAAAAUGCAGCCAAUCACAGACAAACGUAUAUCAUACGUCUUUGACGCAGAGUUAAAUUUGAUUUUCAAGUCGUUUAAAAUUCAAUUCAAAAUAAAUGCAGAUUUUAUUUUGUAUGGUCAAUCGAUCUUAAUAAGCAUUUUAAUCGAGCAGAGGCCGGUUAAUUGAUCAAUUAGCUCCUGUCUAAAAACGCUAUAAGGGAUUUCCUUUGCUAUUUAUAGCUUAUAUAGUCAUUAAAUUAGCAAACAUAUACAUUUACCAGAUGGCAACGGUGGAUAUAAUAUUUAACAUUGCAAAUUCCAUUUACUCACCUUGCUAAUGUAAAUAAUAAAAUAUUUUUUUUUUGUUUAUUUUUAUAAACAAAAUUUAUUUUUGAAAAUAAUUUAUGCACAUUUAACAUUCUUAAAUGCUUGACUGCACUAAUUUUUAGCUGGUGUAUAUUUAUAUUACGAAUUUCUUAAAAUUUAUUUGUUUAAAAACUAUUUUUUAGUAAAAUAUAGCCAAUAAAUAUUAUUGCAUUAAAAUGUAUUAAUAUAAUUAUAAUAAAAUAUAAAAAAAAUAAAUGUUUUAAAUUUAAUUUAUUUAUUAAAAAAAUAUUACAAUACCUGCUCAACACCUUUUAGAGUGUAAAAUUUGUUAUUAUUAAUUUUUUUGUAAAAAAAAAAUAUUUUUAAUUAAUUAAAAAUUAAAAAAUUAAUUAUAUUUAAUUAAUUAUUUUUUUUAUUAUUUCUUUAUUAUUUUUGUUGUAAAAAAUUUUCUUAAACAACUGUAAGCUUCUUUAUAGCUCAGAUAGCAAUACAAUACACAAUCUACUUAGCUCUAAAUUUCUUCAGUUUUCAUAAAAAUAUAUAUUAAAUAUUUUAUAUUGUUUUAGUUUUAUAAUUAAACAAAUGGAUAAAAAUAUAACAAACACAAUUUUGUUAAAAAUUACUGCGAUUAGUGUUAAAGAGUUAUGAAAAAAUGAUAUGUUAAAGAACUAUAGAAAAAAUAUUAUAUUAUACUCGUAUAAUUUGGUGUUAGUUGAGAGAACGUAGUCAAUGUUUGUAUGUAUUAAUUUCACGAAAUAAAUGUAAAUAAAUAUUUUUUGUAAACUACUACUAUAUUAACUAACGGUAAAAAUACUAUACUGUUUUGAUAUGUGCGACUGUCCGCCAAACUAAUGCCUGCUACUCCUCUACAAACUAGUGUAGUGUAAUAUUAUAUUUUACGGAUUUUAGUUUACCACGAAGUAUUAUAAUAUAUAAGCAGUAUAUACAUAUGUAUGUAUAUAUUAUAUAUAAAUUGUUGUAAAUUUAUUUGUCACUCAUUUUUCUUUUCUUUUAUUUCCCCACUUUUGUACGCUUCCCUCCCACCAACGCGUUUGUUUGUGUGUGUUUACGAAAUGCUAACAAAAAAUAUUUAAAAAAAUUAAAUUUAAAUUUGAAAAAAAAAAUAUUAAAAAUAAAAAAUAAUGUCAAACUUCAUAAAAUUAAC